AACAACAAAGUCUCGCUUGCAUGUCGCAUGGUGAUGGUGGUGGGUCAUUGAUGAUCUUCAAAUUUCACGACUGAGCUUCGCGCAAGUUUGCGCACUUGUGCAAAAACGGGGUUUUCGUCUUUAUUUUUAGCACCUGGUUUGUUACGCCGAGGGUUCGCUUCUUUGGCAGGCAUCACCAUGGUCCAUUCACUGCGUCCUCUUGUCCUCUGUGGCCCAUCUGGCUGUGGAAAAUCAACUUUGCUGCGCCUAUUGUUCGAUGAAUUUCCUGACAAAUUUGGAUUUAGUGUAUCACAUACCACACGCUCACCUCGUCCUGGUGAGGUGGAUGGUAAGCACUAUCACUUCACCACCAGAGACGAAAUGACAGCAGCUAUUGAGCGUGGAGAAUUCAUUGAGAGUGCAGUAUUUUCGAACAAUAUGUAUGGCACUAGCAAAGCUGCUGUUGCCGCAGUUCAAGCUCUAGGAAAGAUUUGUGUCUUGGAUAUAGAGGUAGAGGGUGUGAAGCAGGUGAAACAGACCGACCUAAAUCCGAUUUAUAUAUUUAUUAAACCACCGUCAAUGGAAGAGCUUGAGAAACGAUUAAGAGAUCGCAAUACUGAAACAGAAGAGAGUUUGCAAAAACGCUUGACUACAGCACGCUCAGAGUUGGCUUAUGCUGACAUCCCUGGCAACUUUGACUUAGUUUUUGUUAACGAUAAUCUUGAGAAAGCCUACGCCCGAUUUAGGGACUUUAUCCUUGGGGAAGAGAAAAAAGGAAGCCCUUCUUCUGCUGACACAACUUCUCAAGGCUAGAAAUAUCAGCCCAUGGAAGCGGCCACAUCAUAUAGAGAAUGGUAUAAUGAAGAUCUUUUGCACAGCCUUGGUUCAGGGUUGGCUAUUAGCAGCAUAGAUUUUAUUGUGAUGACUAGAGUUUGGGCUACUAAAAAGGAUACAAUUCUAAUUAACUAUCUAGACGUUUUGACUAUGGUAUCUCUGUUUUUAAUUAUUAUUGUUUUCACAGUAUAUUAAUUGCUUGUUCAGUUUGAAAAUAUGUUAAUUCAUAAAUGUAUUUUUGUCAUUCCACAUGUCUUAUUUUACUUCUGGGAUAUCCUGUCAUGAUUAGUUUUUUUUUUCUAUUGCUUGUACAGUAUUAUAGAUACUGUUUGAAGAACACUCAUAUAAGUGCCUGUUUUAGGUUAAAUGAACUAAUAUUUUUUUGUGGGGCCUGUCAGUCAUUGAUGUUUCAGUUUUCCUAUUCAUAUUAUAUUGUCCAUUUUUAAAGUAGAUUUCAAAGUCCCUGCUGUGAAUAGAUGUAUACUCAAUGAGUGUGAGCCACUAGUCUUAACCAGUGUUGUAGAGUAACAGCAUACUGCCUCUGAAAUUGUGAUUUACUUGUGAUUGUAUCGUGUAUGGAUAUUCCAUGUGUGUUAGUAUUAACGGAAAGAUUUUUGUCUUGUUUUAAGAACUGGUGAGGCAUUUACAAGUGAACUCCAUUCUGCAUUUCUAUUUUAUAUGGCAUUAAUUAAAGACUUAGCCAGCCUUAACUUUAACAUAUAAAUUAAUUGUUAUCAUGAAAUGCCUGUUUAGCGUCCUAUGUUGUAGACAAAGUACUAAUUCAAAACCAUAAUUGCAUAGAGCUCGUAUGUCAACAUUAUAUCAUGUGUAGUUCUGAUUCUGAUCUAGGCAACUGUAAACUUCAAAAUAGUACAAAAUGUAAUGCACAUAAUGUGUAGGUAAUGAAAAGCUUACUUACAAGAAAGAUAGAAUGUAAUUCCCCCUAUUGCAUGAAAUAUUUAGGAGACAUUCACAGUAGGUAUUCAUAGUUUUUUAACCCAAGUAGCAGAUACCCAAGCAUUUGUAAUGUUGGUCAAUGUGAUUUGUCUACUGAUGUCAUGCCUAUUGACACAAAAAUGAUUUCUAUCAGCCUGCAAGACAGUAAAAAAAAAAUAUGCAGGAUUACCAUCAAGUUUUAGUCUCAAAAUGAAUGCUGUGACUUUGAACAUGAGAAUUGUGUAAAUAUUUUAUCAUUCUGAUGUAAUUUCCACUUAUCUCUACUACUUGUGUACAUGCAGCCAAAUCAUUGCAAAUUGGUUGAGUUAAGUCAGCUCCUAGACAUGAAAAAAAUGCAAUAGAAAUUUCAGUUUAAUUAGAA
Molecule: messenger RNA, 2131 nt
Organism: Frankliniella occidentalis (western flower thrips)
Lineage: Eukaryota; Metazoa; Arthropoda; Insecta; Thysanoptera; Thripidae
Product: guanylate kinase
Exons: 5
Coding region: 178-792 (204 amino acids)
Biological process (GO): purine nucleotide metabolic process
Cellular component (GO): cytosol
Molecular function (GO): GMP kinase activity
Source: RefSeq, a predicted model, not a curated record